Messenger RNA from Chaetomium globosum CBS 148.51, 753 nucleotides. RefSeq lists its product as uncharacterized. The record is from RefSeq and is a predicted model, not a curated record. The transcript has 5 exons. The coding region runs from base 1 to 753 and encodes 250 amino acids. NCBI's taxonomy places the organism in Eukaryota, Fungi, Ascomycota, Sordariomycetes, Sordariales, Chaetomiaceae.
AUGUCUUGGGACACAGGAAUUCUUCUCGUGAACGGAACCGAGACGGCCGAGUGGAAAUACGUCCUCGAUGUGGGCCCCUCGACCUCACUUGACCCCAGUUAUUACCCCCCCGGUUAUCAAGGAUAUAAACUCGAUCCCAUCAUCGGCGCUGCAAACCCAAACGUAACUUGCGGCCGGGCAGCAUUCGCUUCCGCGCCUCGGACCGAGACGGCUGACGUGCUGGCGGGUUCCGAAGUUGGCUUCCGGGUCUCGGCCGACGGCAAUGGCAACAGAAACGCCGAGUACUCACAGUUCCCGAGCUUCUGGCAUCCGGGUCCCGCGCAAAUUUACCUCUCGCGCGCCCCGAACGACGACCUCCAGAGCUAUAAGGGUGACGGUGACUGGUUCAAGAUUGCCUACGCAGGCCCCUUGAAUAACCAGGAAUGGGUGCUGUGGCCGCACAGCGUAUCCGACUUCAACUUCACAAUCCCGAAAACUACGCCACCUGGUAAAUACCUACUCCGCAUUGAGAACUUCAUGCCCACGGCCAGAACUGGAUACCUUCAGUUUUACAUCAACUGUGCUUUUGUCAACAUCAUUGGCCCCGGCGGGGGCACCCCGACAGACUUUGUGACGUUCCCUGGCACAUAUCAAGACGAGGAUCCAGGUUUUCUCGUGCCCCCGAACCAAGACGUGCUGGGUGGACCCGUGAAAGCGGAUGACAUGAGGUUGAUGGAGUACAAACCCCCCGGCCCGGCGGUAUGGACGGGGUGA